Oncorhynchus tshawytscha (Chinook salmon) is the source of this 1896-nucleotide messenger RNA. RefSeq names its product myozenin-2. Gene Ontology annotation, molecular function: actin binding; FATZ binding; telethonin binding. The record is from RefSeq and is a predicted model, not a curated record. The transcript has 5 exons. Gene Ontology annotation, cellular component: Z disc; actin cytoskeleton. The coding region runs from base 657 to 1418 and encodes 253 amino acids. Lineage: Eukaryota; Metazoa; Chordata; Actinopteri; Salmoniformes; Salmonidae.
UUUAUUUUUAUUUUGUCAAAUGCCAACGUGCUGAAUGAUUUUAAUGUUUUUUGUCAACCCUGGGACGCAAAUGUUCACCCCUCACCCAACACUGAUGAUUCACAACGCUGAAUGCCAUGUGAGACCUUAAUGCACAUCAUCUAGCAUUCGUUACAAGGUUAUUUUAAAGUAAGUGUUGACUUUGCUCUUCAAGCACAAACAAGGAAUUACACCUGCCAAUCUGAGUUAUAUGAGUGAGAUGUAAUGUUUUGGUUUGGGGUUGACAGAAACCCUGUCCUUGAAUUAAAUGCCAUAAUGCCAAGCUAAUGCUAUCAUAAACCUGACAUGAAGGCCAUCAUAAUAUUUUAUGACUGUUUUCUCACAGGACAUUAAUGGAAUAUCAUAAUGCGGUCAAAACAGCAUGCAGUAGUUAUCCGAUAGGUCAACCAGUGUUGCAUGUGCCAUGUGAGCGUUACAACUUUACUUCAAACCCUCACUAACAGCAAUCUUAUUUUAUUUAUAGAAGUACAGUAUGUUGGCUCUCUAAUGUUCAGUUCAUAUCAACACCACAAUUUGAAAAGAUUUUCCGCUGGGGUAGAACAGAGAGUACAUCCUGUGUCCUUUAUGUGUUUCCAGUUCCCAGGGGAAAAUUGUGUGCCACCCUUCCCAAAGCCAAAAUGUCGCAAUUCUGUACAAUGCCAGCUGGAGAGAGGAAGGUGCAUGCAGAGGCUAUGUCUCGAGAGGUCCACUGUGCCAAUUGGGACACCAUGGACCUGGGGAUAAAGGUUAGCACUCCCAAAGACAUCAUGCUGGAGGAGCUGUCACUGCAAUCCAACAGAGGCUCUCGUCUUUUCAAAAUGCGCCAGCGAAGAUCAGAGAAAUACACGUUUGAAAGUAUCGUGCAGCUGAGUAGGGAUCCGCUAGCUGAGAAUGUAGACAGUGCCGAAAACAAAGAGGGAUCAAAAACACUUCCUUACACACCCGCCCCAGGAAACCCUUCAAAUCCAGAAAGCAUUGCACUAGGAUAUGGAGGCCCCUUGAAGGAUGUCCCUGCAGAGACGUUCAACUCUACAGCAAUACCCAAGUCCUACCACUCCCCUUGGGAGCAGGCUAUCAUUAACGACCCCAACCUGGCCGAGACCCUCAAUAUCAGGAUGCCAGUCCCUGAACCCAGACCAGAGGCUCCUGAAUACAAGAGCUUUAACAGGGUGGCCACACCGUUUGGUGGUUUCGACAAAGCCCCCCAGAGCAGUGGGAUCACGUUCAAGCUCCCCGAGAUCGACCUGAACCUCCCCAACUACUCUGAGCUCCAGGACCCAGGGGUGAAACGGCCCACCUUCAACAGGGUCGCCCAGGGAUGGAUAACCGACGGCAUCCCACUGAUCCUGCCCACCGUGCCUCUGGAACCUAUGCCCAUCCCUGAGUCCGAUGACCUCUAGAUGACCUUUAAAUGACCCAUAUAUACCUGGAAAGACAAGAGAGCACUGGUCCAACAAGAUCCACUGCUGGCACCUCUAACCUUACUGCCUGAUCUGCGAUAUAGGGGUCGGAGCUGAAGCCUAAAUCAUGAUUAUUGAAUAUGUGCAACCGACGACGAACUGAUGGUUUCAAAUAGGGGUUCCCUGCUGUCCUGUUUCAAUUCUGUGCCAUUUGCAUGAGUAAUGAUACUGAUGGUUAGUUUUGCAAUUGUGUAUUCAGAGAAUAACAUGUAAAUAAAUAGCACACAUGGCAGAAAUGUUAUUGAAAUGUCUAAGAGGAAAAAAUAUGAGUAAUACAUUGAAACUUCAAUACAUCUUUUGGCUUAUAUUGGAUAUCAGAUACAAAAGUAUCUUUGUCUUUAAUUAUGUAGACAUGUUGCCUAUUAAUCUUUUAGAAUGGGCUUAUCAAUGUGCAAAUAAAAAUGUAUAUCUCUUUUCA